GGCUUGGCCUUUUCGCCUCAAUAUAUUUCCUAAAAACCACGUUUUGGAACUUCCAGCGGGCUUCGUUGCACAAUAAAUUCGCGUUAAGUGUUCAGGUUUACGUGUUCAAAAGCAUUUUUGAAGUGUUCGAAGAGAAUUAACAAUAGGAGGCGCACCUAAAAAUAGACCAUAGCCUUAUAUACUUGUAGGGAAAUUUAGUCGCGAGGUUUCCAUUCAUAAAAUACAUUCAUUUGGUGUUGGACGGUGUUGCAGCUGAGUUGGGAUCUUCUUUACCGUAUACAGAGAAGGUGUGAGCUCUGUCACAUCUGAUCAAUACCUUCUGGGUGACGACAGUUUAAACAGCGCGUCCAAACCACACCGACAGAAAAAUGGCGACGGAGGGCGGACUGGCGCCAGGCGGUGACGGAGACAUGCCCGUGGGCGGCCCCAAGACGCCUCAGCAGAUUGCCGCCCAACGUCGCUUACAGCAGACACAGGCGCAAGUCGAUGAGGUGGUGGACAUCAUGAAAACGAACGUGGAAAAAGUCUUAGAGAGAGAUCAGAAGCUUUCGGAACUCGAUGAUAGAGCAGAUGCGCUGCAACAAGGUGCUUCACAGUUCGAACAGCAGGCUGGGAAACUGAAAAGUAAAUUCUGGUUGCAGAACUUAAAGGGAGUGAGUGUCCUGGGUCCAUCAAGACGUUCCCCCGCCUCCUCCCUCCUUCUCUUCCGCGAUUCUCCGCGACUAUCUAAGUGUAUUCAUCAUCGUCAUCAUACAAGUAUAUAUAUUAUCUUUCCUAUCCCAGGGGGUAGGGGUUUCAGGGUCCAUCUAGAAGUUCGCCGUUCUCCUCCCCCUUCUCUUCUGCACCUCCCCUACUUGAUAAGGGGUGGUACGAUCCCCCCUCACAAGGGGGAUCUAAAGCAAACUUUUCAUUGUUCCCAUUUUAAAACCAAGUCUGUAAACACUCCCAAGGAGGAUUCUUGA
Messenger RNA from Diatraea saccharalis (sugarcane borer), 962 nucleotides. The record is from the annotation of a GenBank genome assembly. NCBI's taxonomy places the organism in Eukaryota, Metazoa, Arthropoda, Insecta, Lepidoptera, Crambidae.